Molecule: messenger RNA, 1652 nt
Organism: Athene cunicularia (burrowing owl)
Lineage: Eukaryota; Metazoa; Chordata; Aves; Strigiformes; Strigidae
Gene: ARL10
Product: ADP ribosylation factor like GTPase 10
Exons: 4
Molecular function (GO): GTP binding; GTPase activity
Source: RefSeq, a predicted model, not a curated record
CGGGACCUGACGCUGGCCCUGGGGGCCGCCGUGGCCGCCUUCGGCUCCCUCCUCUUCAUCGCCUGGAAGAUCUACUUCCGCGGCAUCGGCACCGGCAUCGGCUGGAGCGACUGGUGGGAGCACGAGCUGCAGGAGCUGCGGGACCGAGCUCCCCCCGGCGACGCGCUGGACUGGCGGCAGGUGCUGGUGCUGGGGCUGGACGGGGCCGGGAAGAGCAGCGUCCUGCACUACAUCUGCAGCCAGACGGCCAGGGAGCACAUCGCACCCACCCGCGGCUUCAACUCUGCCCAGCUCUACGUCGAGGGGCUGGAGAUGGACCUGCUGGAGGUGGGUGGCAGCCAGAACCUGCGAGCAUACUGGCCCCACUACCUGAGCCAGGCCCAUGUGCUGGUGUUUGUGGUGGACUCAGUGGACAGGUCGCGCCUGCUGACAGCGCGCCAGGAGCUGCACACGCUGCUGGCCGCGGAGCCCCGGCUGCCCCUGGUCGUGCUGGCCAACAAGCAGGACAAGAGCGAUGCCCUGAGUGCAGCAGAGCUGCGGGAGGAGCUGGCCCUGCACACGCUCAGUGAGCAGCGGGAGCUCUUCCUCCUGCCCACCAGCGCGACCUGGGCCAGCCUGAGCACUGCCACCAGCGUCCUACGUGUGAAGAGCCUGUUGGUCACCCUGCUCUCCCAGCUCUGAGCCCGUGCCGGGGGUGGACAGGCCCCUACCUCCAGCAUGGUUCCUCUUUGGGGUCUGUGGUGCGACAGUGGAGGCAGCUGGGUGGGCGCAGGUGAAGCUCAGACUCCCUGGUAGCAGGUUGACAGUCCUGGGGUGUCUGCUGCACCCCAUGAGGUUUGGGGUUGAGCUGUGGCACAGCUGCCCUCAGGGAACACGAGUAGCAGGCUCUGCUCUCUGCUGUGGGGAGAGGGUAGCUGCCUUCACCACUUCAGGGACAAAAUCUCCCUUGGGAUGGAGGCACAAGCACGGCUCUUACCUCCUGGUGAGUGGGAACAUGCAGCACAGGGCAGAGCCCCACAGCUUCAUGGCAGCCCUGCAGGAUAUUAAAUGAAUGGGGCUGAAUAAGCGAGGUAACCCUCUCGUCUGCUGGCACGGACAGGUCAUCCCAGGAGAUGGGCUCUCCUUCCUGAAAAACUUGAGGAGUUACUGGUGGCACAGCCCUGCUGGCACAGUGUGCGCCAGUGGAAAUAACCAGCUCAGGAUGUCCCUUACUGGGGCUGAGCACAGCUCUCAACUCCCCCAGUAUUUAGAGCCCUGUUUAGGGGAGAUGAAGGCAAAUAUCACACAGCUCUGCGCUGCCCCUUCACCCUGAGAAAGGGUGAAGAUACUGUUUGGUAGGAGCAGCACCCAGCAGGCAUUUCCCCCCACCCCGGCCUGUCUCCCUCCCUCUCAGCUGCCCCAGGAAGAAGGGGAAGGAGCUGGGCUCAGGACCGCAGGAAGCCCUGCCUGCAGGCAGCAGGAAGACUGUGGAGGCCAGGGAACACAUCAGGGACACACCGGCCAGUCUUUGCUGCAAAACCUUUUGUAGUCUCUUCCUUUUGUCAAUAAAAGAGGCUGAUCACUCUGCGCUGCCCUCCAGCUCCUUGGCAGGGAAGGGGCCCCCAACCUGCUCUCCCGGGCUGGGGGCAGGAAGGUUGUUCAUGGGGAAGGAA